Tuber melanosporum (Perigord truffle) is the source of this 2475-nucleotide messenger RNA. RefSeq lists its product as uncharacterized. Lineage: Eukaryota; Fungi; Ascomycota; Pezizomycetes; Pezizales; Tuberaceae. The record is from RefSeq and is a predicted model, not a curated record. Gene Ontology annotation, cellular component: Cul8-RING ubiquitin ligase complex; nucleus. The coding region runs from base 1 to 2475 and encodes 824 amino acids. Gene Ontology annotation, biological process: DNA double-strand break attachment to nuclear envelope; double-strand break repair. The transcript is spliced from 6 exons.
AUGGCCGACGACAAAAUGGAUCCCAAUCUAAUACCUGCACCUGCCCUUGCCGAUGAUGGCGGGACUCCUGCGCUGUUCAGCGAGGUUACCUUCUACAUAGUCGAGAGCCCGGAACUUGUACAUGAAGCUGCCCGAGAGAUCGCCCGGAUGCUCAUUGAAAAUGGUGCUCUGGAAUCCAAACCUCUUGGAACAGGCUCUGCGAUGCAACUGGACUUGCAAGAGAUUACUCACAUCAUAUCCUCCACAAUUGAUUUUCCUGACUACUCAGAGGUUGAGGGUCUUAUGAUCCCAGUGGUUAAACCGGAAUGGGUAAACUUCUCAAUACAGAAGAACCGUAUCGCUCAUGUGCGCCCAUACACCCCUGACCCUAGAUUUUUCCUUUGUGGAAUCAUUGCUACAAUUGCGGAGCUACCGGUUGGUGACAAGGAGGCAAUCUGCGGAGGGAUAAUUGCUAUGGGUGGGCAGUAUGGCAGCAACUUGACAAAGUUUACAACUCACAUAGUCGCAUUGAAUAUGGACAAUGAGAAAUGCAGACAAGCUGUAGCUAAGAGGAUGUCGAUUAAAAUUGUUUUACCGCAUUGGUUCGAUGAUUGUCUUAAGCUCGGGCGUCGCAUUGAUGAAGCACCCUAUCUCCUCCCGAAUCCUGAAAUUGAACGAGUUGCCAACUUUGAACCAAUGCCCCUACCAAAAGGCCCCGACCUGACCUAUAGCCAUGCUCAUGACGGGGGGGCAAUGGCUCUUGACCCUCCAUCUCCGAAGCGCAGCUCGUCGGUGUUUGAACGCAAGAAGAUUCGAUUGGGCGAAGACUUGGAAUUGAGCCCGAGGCUGAAGUCAGUUAUAGCUACUGUUAUUGUUCAAAUGAAGGGCGAGGUUGUGGACAAAGUGGAGGAUGCCGAUAUAUAUGUUGGCCAGUUCCGAGGUGGAGAGGAAUAUCUAGAAGCGAGCCAUGUAGGCAUCCAUGUAGGCAGCCUAACUUGGCUGUAUUGGAUUUGUGCGCAUGGAAGAUGGACUUCUCCUCUGGCCAAGUUGCUUCACUAUCCACUCGUUAGAGGCGGGCUGCCCGGGAUGGAGAAAUUUAAAAUAACUGUGUCCAAUUAUGGCGGAGAUGCUCGGCUCUACCUGGAGAACCUGAUUGAAGCCUGCGGAGCCAAGUUUACGAAAUCGAUGAAGACUGAGAAUACGCAUCUUAUUACGGCAAGGAGCCAUAGUGAAAAAUGCCAGGCAGCGAGAGAGUGGAAUAUUGACAUGGUCAAUCAUUUAUGGCUCGAAGAAUCCUACGCUAAGUGGGAGAUUCAAAGCGUAACGAACCCAAGAUAUACCCACUUUCCGGCCCGCACCAACCUCAUGGAGGUUGUUGGCCAAACCCCAAUGGAUGUAAAAGCACUUGAGCAGUUUUACAUGAAUGAUGAUGAUCUGAUGAGCGUGGAUGAGGGUAGUGGACCUGCCGCCAACGGAAAACGACCCAAAUCCACUCCACGGGUAAAAGCUAUUAAUAAACGCACCUCGCUUAACAAUACAUCGACUCCUUCAAGAUGGUCCAAUGAUGAACUCUCUGGCCCAUCUCCCUCCAUCUCGGGAAGUGGGCGAAAGGCGAAGGAGCAAGCUGCUGCAAGGCUUCAUGACCAGAUAAUGCCCGAUUUGAUGCAGUAUGAGAAAGAACAGAAGAGAAAGGGAGGGAUUCUGGGCGGAGGGCGUAUACGCAGGAGUAAGAGCCCAGCUGAUGAGAGGACAAGGAAGCGAACGGUAUCAAUGGGCGUCGAUAGUACCGACGAGGACUCCAGGACUGAUAACAAAAAGCAAAAAAAGCGCCCACGGCCUACUGUUUAUCUACUUAUGACUGCAUACCGGGAUUGGGUUAAUCAACCACACAGAGAAGAUACUGAUAGGAAAGCGCUUGCCGAUCUAGGCAUUCAAUGUGUCAAUGAUCCUACGACAUGCACACACCUCGCAGCGCCCCACAUCGUACGAACCGAAAAGUUUUGCUGCGCUCUGGCGAAAGCACCAAUCAUCGUUUCCACGGAAUGGCCAAAGGCAUGCCUCAAAGAGGAGAAAAUCGUGGACACCGAACCAUACCUCCUCCACGACUCUGACGGCGAGAGGAGACUCUCUAUGAGUCUUUCACAAUCUCUGGAACGUGCAAGGAAGAACAAGGGUCAACUUUUACAAGGCCAGAUUAUUUAUGUUACUCCGGGUGUUCAUGGAGGCUUUGAGACCUAUCGCAAGAUCGUGGAGGCCAACGGAGGCGUCUGCCUUUUAUUCCGUGGUCCCGCAAAGCGAGCGACCAACUUACCCGAUAGUGACACUCUGGUUCUUCUGAGCGGAGAUGACGCUGCCGAUAGGAGGUUUUGGAAUCCUUUCCUCAAAAUGGCUAGGACUAAGGAGAAAGAGGCGGUGGUUUACAGAGCAGAUUGGCUACUAGACCUAGCAAUGACCCAGAAAAUAGAGUGGACGGAGAGGUACAAAUUCCCUGAGUAA